Molecule: messenger RNA, 1119 nt
Organism: Phodopus roborovskii (desert hamster)
Lineage: Eukaryota; Metazoa; Chordata; Mammalia; Rodentia; Cricetidae
Gene: Ech1
Product: enoyl-CoA hydratase 1
Exons: 10
Coding region: 59-1030 (323 amino acids)
Cellular component (GO): mitochondrion
Molecular function (GO): delta(3,5)-delta(2,4)-dienoyl-CoA isomerase activity
Source: RefSeq, a predicted model, not a curated record
CCCCUUUAUUUUCUUCCGUGGACCGUCGCGCCACUCCACAGUGCGGACCUCUGCAGAGAUGAGGGCAGUUUCCAGCAAACUCCACGGCCUGCUGAUGCAGCAGCUGAGAGGUACCAGCCAGCUGAAUUGCAAUGCCAGCCUUCGGCCUCUGAGCUCUUCUGCACAAGAGGCCUUCAAAAGAGCUCCCGAGGAAUUGUCAGACCACAACUAUGAGUCUCUUCAAGUGACAUCGGCUCAGAAGCAUGUUCUCCAUGUGCAGCUAAACCGGCCAGAGAAGAGGAAUGCCAUGAACAAGGCCUUCUGGAGGGAGAUGGUGGAAUGCUUCCAGAAGAUAUCCGAAGACUCUGACUGUCGGGCUGUUGUAAUAUCUGGUGCAGGGAAAAUGUUCACCUCAGGUAUUGACGUCGUGGACAUGGCACACCUCCUGCAGACCCCAGGAGAUGAUGCAGCCCGCAUGGCCUGGCACCUCCGCGACCUCAUCAGCAAAUUCCAGAAGACCUUCACUGUCAUUGAGAAGUGCCCUAAGCCAGUGAUUGCUGCCAUUCAUGGAGGCUGUAUUGGUGGAGGCGUGGACCUCAUCACUGCCUGUGACAUUCGCUACUGUGCCCAGGAUGCUUUCUUCCAGGUCAAGGAGGUGGAUUUGGGCCUGGCUGCCGACGUGGGGACACUGCAGCGACUGCCCAAGGUCAUUGGGAACCAGAGCCUGGUCAAUGAGCUCACCUUCACCGCACGAAAGAUGAUGGCUGACGAGGCCCUGGACAGUGGGCUGGUCAGCCGAGUGUUCCCAGAUAAGGACAACAUGUUGGAUGCAGCCUUUGCCCUGGCGGCUGAGAUUUCUAGCAAGAGUCCUGUGGCUGUGCAGGGGUCAAAAAUCAACCUGGUCUACUCCCGAGACCAUACUGUGGACGAGAGCCUUGACUACAUGGCCUCCUGGAACAUGAGCAUGCUUCAGACCCAGGACAUAAUCAAGUCUGUCCAGGCAGUCAUGGAGAAGAAAGACACAAAAAGUGUCACCUUCUCCAAGCUCUGAGUGCCUUCCUGAUCCUGAGAGAGGAAGGCUCCGGGGAGGGUCGGGACGGUUCCCUCAGUGCCGGCUUCCAUGUGGUGGCCCAGCGUAUA